This is a messenger RNA of Trypanosoma theileri, 567 nucleotides long. Its product is annotated as ribonucleoprotein p18, mitochondrial precursor. Gene Ontology annotation, molecular function: protein binding. Lineage: Eukaryota; Euglenozoa; Kinetoplastea; Trypanosomatida; Trypanosomatidae. Bases 1 to 567 code for a protein of 188 amino acids. The record is from RefSeq and is a predicted model, not a curated record. The transcript has a single exon.
AUGCGCCGCGUCAGUAGCCAGUUUGUUUGCACCGCCGCCGUUGCUGCCCGCUUUGCGGCGACCAGCGCUGCGAAGAAGUACGACCUGUUUGGCUACGAGGUGGACACCAACACAGCCCCGUGGAUUGAGAAGAUCAAGAAGUGCAAGUACUACGAUGAGGCCGGUGAGGUGCUUGUGAACAUGAAUGUGAGCAACUGCCCUCCUGAUAUCGCCACGUACAAUGCCGCACUUCAGCGCAUCUUUGAAGCCCCAUCCAAGCAGGAGCAUCCCGUGGAGAAUGAGAGCAAGUUCUGCGCCAUGAUGGAUCUGCUGGAGGAGAUGAACCACCGUAACAAGAUGAAGCCAAACGAGGAGUCGUGGACGUGGGUGAUGCGUGAGUGUGUGAAGAGCGGCCAGUUCCGCCUUGGCUACUGCAUCCAGCGGGUGAUGGAGGCGGAGUUCAAGUCGUGCCCCGCCGAUCUUGUGAAGCAGAACGAGGCCAACGCCGAGAAGGCAAAGGCAGACGGCAAGGAACACCCCAGCCAUCUCGCCAAGCAGGUUGGUCUCUUCGAUAUCAAGAUUGAGUAG